Nannospalax galili (Upper Galilee mountains blind mole rat) is the source of this 1864-nucleotide messenger RNA. RefSeq names its product transmembrane protein 51 (gene Tmem51). The record is from RefSeq and is a predicted model, not a curated record. NCBI's taxonomy places the organism in Eukaryota, Metazoa, Chordata, Mammalia, Rodentia, Spalacidae. Bases 424 to 1170 code for a protein of 248 amino acids. The transcript has 4 exons.
CGGUCCCCGAGCGGCCGGCGCGUUCUCGUCUCGCCCCGCAGCCCGCGAUCGUGCGCCCGGAGCAGGCAGCCCGGGGUGGGGGUGCAGCGGAGCCCCCAGCCCCGGGCCCCAGAGCAGAGUCCCAGCCCGACCCGCCGCCGGCCGGGUGGAUCCUUAACUAAAGGUUCAACAUGACAGCUGUGCACAAGCCUGCCCUCAGUCUCCAGGUGAGCACAGACCCCUGGGCUGUGCCCGGAUGUUGAUGUUUGUGGAGAGCCAUUGCUUGGUGCCCGGAUGUUGAUGUUUGUGGAGAGCCAUUGCUUGAGAGUCUACUGAUUUCCUUUACUGUGUGGGAAGUUUUUUGUUUUGGUUUUCUUUUUGCUGUUAACUGUUUUUUUAAUUUAUUUUCUGUUGUUGAGUCGGGCCUAGACCCACUCAGUUGCCAUGAUGGCCCAAUCUAAAGCCAAUGGCUCCCACUAUGCACUGACAGCCAUCGGCCUGGGGAUGCUGGUCCUUGGGGUCAUCAUGGCGAUGUGGAACCUGGUCCCUGGUUUCAGUGCCACAGACAAGCCGACGGCUCAGGGAAACAAGACAGAAGGAGGUAGCGGCAUCCUCAAAAGCAAGACUUUCUCAGUGGCUUACGUGCUGGUGGGGGCUGGAGUGAUGCUGUUGCUCCUGUCUAUCUGCCUGAGCAUCCGGGACAAGAGAAAGCUACGGCAGAGCGAGGAGCUGGCCCACAUCCAUCAGCAGGCUGGGGCUGGGCCUCCCACCCAGGAGGAAGACAGCCAGGAGGAGGAGGAAGUGGCCUCACGGUACUAUGUCCCCAGCUACAACGAAGUGGUGAACACCAGCUACUCGGAGGCCAGGGGGCAGGAGCAGAACCCAAGGCUGAGCAUCUCACUCCCCUCCUAUGAAUCGCUGACGGGGCUCGAUGAGAUGACACCCACAAGUGUCAGGGCUGAGGUAGAGACCAGCCCUGGCCACACCCCGGACAGGCAGAACUCCAAGUUGGCCAAACGCCUGAAACCACUCAAAGUUCGAAGGAUUAAAUCGGAAAAGCUUCACCUCAAAGACUUUAGGAUCAACCUUCCAGACAAAAAUGUUCCUCCUCCAUCCAUUGAGCCUUUAACACCUCCACCGCAGUAUGACGAGGUCCAGGGAAAGGCCCCUGAUGCCCGGCCACCUGACUGAACGACCCCUCUGGCCACAUCCCCGCCUGUCUCACCCUCCGCACCAACAGACUGCACUGAAGCAACUUCGGCCCCAGGUGAGGGUCCGAUGCACACUUAGCCAUUGGGAUUGGGGAUUUUGUGCACAGGAAGUGACUGGCCCGAUGCUUCACAGAGCCUCACAUAGCAGGUUCAUCAGAAGGACGCUUGUGAUUCCCUGGACUGCAUCAAGAGGUGUGGCCCAAGCGUCUUCCCCAUCUUCCUUCCCAACUCCAGAUCGUAGGCAACACACUCCUCUUCUAAGCUGGGACAGGAUCUUCAGCGACUGGUUUAGAUCCUGGUUGUUUGUUUUCCUUCCACCAUAGUUACUUUGUGUCUAAAAGGAGCCAAGUUUUGUGUCCGCUUCCAUCACCGGAGUUUUGAACUGGAGGAGAAAAUAGGAUUUAGCUUUGACCAAAAGGACAUGGGACUGUUCUGUGAACGCAACGGUGAUUGUGUGGGGUGGGCUCAGGGGAUGGCUCUCUAGGGGGCCCCCCAUGUGGUUUGUUCUUUGAGGGCCUUAGGCCUGAUCACCCUCAGCAUGUGAAACAUGAGGUUAUUGAAUUGGUACAACUCACCGGUCUCUUGUGUAUUGAAUGGCAAAAGAGGAAAACGUGUCCUGUGCCUUCUAAAAUGUCAUGCGGCUGAGCUUUUUAUAAUAAAGUAUUUUAUAUGUA